AUGUCAGUCAUCAAGUUAUCACCAGCUGCGGCUACAAUGCCCGCGGCGGAACCCCAUACAGCGAAAGCCGCGACUGAACCUGUCCAAAAGCUUGGAAUGAGAGUCAAUGGCAAGAACUGGCACGCUCCCAAAAAGCCUUUCCGCCCGACGGCCGGCCAGACGAGCUAUGCCAAACGAAAAGAACGAGAGAUCCUCAAACAAGCCACCAAGGCUCGCGAACAAGAAAUGAAAGAAGAAAAAGAGGCCGAGCGAAACCGACGUGUCCAGGCAAUCAAGGACAGGCGGAAAGCCAAAGAGGAGAAGGAGCGCUAUGAGAAGAUGGCGGAGAAAAUGCACAAGAAAUCGGUCGAGAGGAGGAAGCGAAGAGAAAAGAGGAAUAAGCUGCUGAAAAGUUGA
Molecule: messenger RNA, 396 nt
Organism: Fonsecaea multimorphosa CBS 102226
Lineage: Eukaryota; Fungi; Ascomycota; Eurotiomycetes; Chaetothyriales; Herpotrichiellaceae
Product: rRNA-processing protein cgrA
Exons: 2
Coding region: 1-396 (131 amino acids)
Source: RefSeq, a predicted model, not a curated record